AUGUCAGAGUGUUUCGUCCCGACUAGCGGUGUCGAUAAGGGAAAUCAGCCCCGACAUUCAGAGCUGGACACCAUACGACCAGCAACUAUAUAUGCUGACGACCUGUUAAUGAGACCUGUCCACCCCCUACCCAUGGAACUCUACCUCAACCCAUUCGUGAAGCGAGGCUCGCAGCGUACCAGAACCCAUCUUACCAUGCCCUACUACACACAACCACGUUACGACUUCAUUCGGCUUUCCCUAAUCAUGCAAAGCCCCCUAUACAACUAG
Perkinsus marinus ATCC 50983 is the source of this 270-nucleotide messenger RNA. RefSeq lists its product as hypothetical. The transcript has 3 exons. Bases 1 to 270 code for a protein of 89 amino acids. NCBI's taxonomy places the organism in Eukaryota, Perkinsozoa, Perkinsida, Perkinsidae. The record is from RefSeq and is a predicted model, not a curated record.